GGGUGCUUUGCAUUUCUCAUUGUCCAUGAGUCACGUAUAACAGGUUACUCUGGUGGCCGUUAUCCCUCACUUAUCAGAGUAAUUACAUUCAAAAACAUACCCUUAGAGCACAAUUUAUAAAUGAAUGAAGUUUAAAAAGAAAAACACAAUAUAUCAGAGGGAUUACACGAAUAAUUAGUAAGCUAUUGCGCUGCACGGCCACCAGAUGACGCCAUUUCACUGCUUGCGUUUCCAGCCAAAAAAGGCCCGAAGUGCAGUGAAAUGCCGCCAUCUAGUGGCCUGAAAUAUGUAAUGUAGCUCAUUACAUUUAUUAGAAAAGAAGCGACCGUCGAAUAAUCUUGUACUUUAUUGUCAAUUAUUCGUGUAAUCCCUCUGACAUGUUGUGUUUCUCUUCAUUCCUUUAUAAAUUGUGGAGUAUCAUUAAGGAAAACCAGCAAAUGAAAUGUACAACUCUCAUCCGGAUUGGGCCCCAUCACUACACCUGGGCCACACUGAGAUGAAGGCCACAAAGACUGCACGCUACGAGAGACGGAAAACCAGAAAACGGCAAAGGACUGACAGCACACCUGCGAUGGAUGAGACAGUUAUUGAUGACCUUGUUCCACCAGUGGAGACACCAGCACCAGCAGAGGAUGGAGCUGACCAGACACUGUUGAUAGAAUGUGACCUCUGUCAGCGUCGGCGCGCUGAAAUCGACCGGCUGCUGGAAGAGAACUGCGCCCUGAAAUGUGAGCUCGGCCGGAGAAAAAUGGACGAACAUUUCCUGAAGGAUGACAACGUCAAAGUGAAGUACUACACUGGGCUUCCACACCUUGAGGUUGUCAUGGGUGUUCUGGCCUGCGUCGGGCCGCACAUGACACAGAGUAGUAAAGCACUGUCACCUUUUCAGAUGCUUUUUCUGACCCUCAUGCGCCUUAGACUGAACUUACCAAUACAACACAUUGCCCACCUCUUUUGUGUGGACAGAAAAACUGUUUCCAAAACGUUCAGCGACACCAUACAUGUUCUGCAUGCGCGCACCAGCCCUUUGAUUACCUGGCCAGGGAGAGACGUGUGGCGUGCUGCUAUGCCCCACGAGUUUGUGGAGGCCUUCGGGACGCGUGUUGCCCUUAUCCUGGACUGUUUCGAAAUAUUUAUACAGAGGCCGUCAAAUCUUAAAGCUCAAGCUCAGUCAUAUUCCCACUACAAACACAACAGAACUAUGAAGUACCUUGUUGGUAUCACACCGCAGGGCUCAAUUUCUUUCAUUUCCAAGGGAUGGGGGGGACGCGUCAGUGACGAGCACGUAACUGAUAACUGUGGGAUUCUGGACAAACUGUUACCUGGGGAUUUGGUGUUGGCCGACCGCGGCUUUGACACGGAGGACAGUGUGGGGCUUAUGUGUGCCGAGGUAAAGAUCCCUGCUUUCACAAAAGGACGCUGUCAGCUGGAUGCAAGAGACGUGGAGAGCACAAGAAAAAUUGCCCACCUCCGAAUUCAUGUGGAAAGGGUGAUUGGAACCGUCCGCAACAAGUACACCAUUUUGUCAGAUAAAGUACCGAUUCACAUGGUGUUGCCAUGCAAGGAUGAAGACAUGACAUUCCUCGAUAAGAUUGUGUCUGUUUGUUGUGCUCUGACAAACAUGAGCCCUAUGUUAUGCUGAAAUAUAUUUUUAAUUUAAAUAAAUUUUAAGUGCAUUAAAUACA
Alosa alosa (allis shad) is the source of this 1685-nucleotide messenger RNA. RefSeq lists its product as uncharacterized. The transcript has 3 exons. The record is from RefSeq and is a predicted model, not a curated record. Bases 443 to 1642 code for a protein of 399 amino acids. Lineage: Eukaryota; Metazoa; Chordata; Actinopteri; Clupeiformes; Clupeidae.